AUGUCAUUUCAACGAUCAACUGAAUCAAUUAUAAAACAAUUAUGUUCAGGAAUAUUAUCGGGUGGUAUUAUUGGAAAAUUGAUAAGUAAAGGUCACUAUGUUCUAGCAUAUGUAGCAUUUACUUCAAUUGGUUUAAUUGAUAUUGCAUAUCAUUUGAAUUAUUUGAAAGCACAUAUAACACAUUUAACAUAUGAUCAAUUAGCAAGUCGCAGAGACAUCAGAUCUAGAUUUAACAACUUCCAACGAAGCGUACAAAGAGAGGUGCUUGAUCCAAAUGAUGGUUUGAAUCGCGAAGUGACCUGGCUAUGGAAUGAUGUGAAAAGACACAUUGAUGGACAUAUCUAUUUUGGAAUGGGUUUUACCAUGGCAUGUUUAGCAAGUGCUGUUCUUUUCUAG
Rotaria socialis is the source of this 396-nucleotide messenger RNA. The record is from the annotation of a GenBank genome assembly. NCBI's taxonomy places the organism in Eukaryota, Metazoa, Rotifera, Eurotatoria, Philodinida, Philodinidae.